Molecule: messenger RNA, 2279 nt
Organism: Culicoides brevitarsis
Lineage: Eukaryota; Metazoa; Arthropoda; Insecta; Diptera; Ceratopogonidae
Product: filaggrin-2-like
Exons: 6
Coding region: 86-2116 (676 amino acids)
Source: RefSeq, a predicted model, not a curated record
UUAAAUCGGUCGGUCAAAAAAAUAUUUUUUUAGAAAAAAAGUGAAGUUAAUUUUUAUUCUAUUGUGAGGAAUUUGUCCGAGCAAGAUGAAGGCAAUUAUUGUGUUAACAAUUUCCUUGGGCCUUGUUUAUUGUGCAGAACUUGGCCACUUUGGAGGAGGUCUCGGUAGCAAUCACGAGACACAACAUAAGCAGACAGUUGAGGAAGCACGAAAAACUGCCUUUUCAAAACUUUCUGAUUCUGGCGUGUCUGAUUCUCAUUUCAAUACUGCUAGCUUUGGAUCAAGCGGUUUCGGAAGCAGCGGAUUCGGAUCUUCUUUCGGAGGAAGUAGGAUGUCAUCUCGCAUGUCAGCAGGAGAUGAUGUAGAAACAUUCGGAUCAAGCUUUGGCGGAAGCGGAUGUGCUGCUCCUUGCAUCAGUACCGGAGGAGGUAGCUCAGGAAGUUUCUAUUCAAAGAAAUUCUCUGAGACAAAGUCCGUUCCUCAACCUGUUGUAUCUGGCGGAUCUUAUCAUCGUUCGGAAUUCAGUGAAAGCAAAUCUGCUCCAAUCGUUCAACCUGUUGUUUCCGGAGGAUCUUAUCAUCGUUCUGAAUUCAGCGAAUCAAAAUCUGCUCCAAUUGUUCAACCUGUUGUUUCCGGAGGAUCUUACCAUCGUUCAGAGUUCAGCGAAAGCAAAUCUGCUCCAGUUGUUCAACCUGUUGUUUCGGGAGGAUCAUACCAUCGUUCAGAGUUCAGUGAAUCGAAAGCCUUGCCUACACCUGUUUACACCUCAGGCGGUUCAUCAUACCACAAAUCCGAGAAAUUCUCUGAAAGUCGCUCCAUGCCACAACCUGUUGUCUCUGGAGGAUCUUACCAUCGCUCCGAAUUCAGUGAAUCGAAAUCUGCCCCAAUCAUUCAACCAACUGUUGGAUCUUAUUCUCGAUCUGAAUUCUCUGAAAGAAGCCAAGCCAUGCCUCAACCAAUCAUCUCGGGAGGAUCUUACCAUCGUUCAGAGUUCAGCGAAUCCAAAUCUGCUCCAAUGAUUCAACCAACUCCCGCCAGCUCUUAUCACCGUUCCGAAUUCAGUGAAUCAAAGUCGGCUCCAAUUAUCCAACCAACCAUCUCUGGAGGAUCUUACCAUCGCUCAGAGUUCAGUGAAUCAAAAUCUGCUCCCAUCAUUCAGCCUACCAUCUCUGGAGGAUCUUACCAUCGUUCAGAAUUCAGUGAAUCGAAAUCCGCUCCAAUUGUUCAACCCGUAGUUUCCGGAGGAUACUCCCGUCAUGAGUUCAGUGAAUCAAAAUCUGCUCCCAUCAUUCAACCAACCAUCUCUGGAGGAUCUUACCAUCGUUCAGAAUUCAGUGAAUCCAAAUCCGCUCCAAUGGUUCAACCCGUAGUUUCCGGAGGAUAUUCCCGUCAUGAGUUCAGUGAAUCAAAAUCCGCUCCAAUUGUUCAACCCGUUGUUUCCGGAGGAUCUUAUCAUCGCUCAGAGUUCAGUGAAUCGAAAUCUGCUCCAGUUGUUCAACCCGUUGUUUCCGGAGGAUCUUACCAUCGCUCAGAAUUCAGUGAAUCGAAAUCUGCUCCAGUUGUUCAACCCGUUGUUUCCGGAGGAUCUUACCAUCGUUCGGAAUUCAGUGAAUCCAAGAGCGCUGUUCCAGUUGUUCAACCCUCAGCUAGCUCUCGUUACUCCUUCGAAGAAAAAUCAUCAGGUAGCAGCGGAUUCGGAAGCGGAGGUCAUUCAUUCUCAUCUCGUUUCUCGGAAGGAGGUCUUGGAGGACAUUCAAGCUUCGGAUCAUCUGGUUUUGGAUCAUCUAGCUUCGGAUCAUCAUCUUUCGGAGGACACUCCAACGAAUUGUCGGGGUUUAUCAGCGAAUCUGAACGCUUAGCUCGCUUGCAAGCAAAGAACGCCAAUGGAGGAGUCUUACACGGAAGCUCUGUCGUCGAUGAAAGUUCACUUGGAUCACGCUUUGGAAACUAUGAAUCUGAUUCUUUCGGAACAUUGGGCGCCGGAAAAUCUUUCACCAAAAUCUCAACAGCUGAAAGCGAAUCUCGUACUGUCAAUGGACAAACCAGCGGAUACAAAGCUGCCACAACAACCUUAGACAAUGAUGGAACUGUCUCAACUUACAGCAUCCACACCUAAGUUUAAACCGAAAAGCUCUUAGAUGUCGUCCCAUGCUCGAAACGACUGAUUAAAACACAUCCUUUAACCAAUUUUGCUUAUCAUAACUUUUAAUACUACGAAAUAUGUAACAGUUUUUCUAUAUAAAAAGUAAAUAAAAGUACAUAGUUUAACUUUCUCGUGA